Molecule: messenger RNA, 1194 nt
Organism: Fusarium vanettenii 77-13-4
Lineage: Eukaryota; Fungi; Ascomycota; Sordariomycetes; Hypocreales; Nectriaceae
Exons: 6
Coding region: 1-1194 (397 amino acids)
Molecular function (GO): FAD binding
Source: RefSeq, a predicted model, not a curated record
AUGGGUACGCUGCCCAACACUCUUACUCAGACAUCUAAAGGCUACGACCAGCUUCGCCGCAAGUUCUUCAACGAGCGUAUCCCCGACAUCCAUCCCACAGAGAUCAAGAUUGGCGUCCGUUCCGGCGGGCACCUGUUCUUCUGCAACGCGCUCCUGGGCGGCGGCCUCCUCAUCGACACGCGCAACCUCAACCGGGAGAUCACAUACGAUGCCGCAACCAAGGUUGCCUCAGUCAGUCCCGGCCACAAGGUCGAGGAUGUGACGAACUAUCUCAACGCUCGCGGCAGAUUCUUCCCAGCGGGCCACUCGCGGUCCGUCGCCGUCGGCGGUUUCUUGCUUGCGGGUGGCCAAGGCUGCUUCCUCCGUGGAUGGGGCUACACUGCCCCUAGCUGGAUCACGCAGCUGGAAGUCGUCACCUCGGAGGGGGAGACGGCGGCUCCGGGCAGUGGGCAGGGCUACUUUGGAGUAGUGACGAAGAUCUGGGUCAAGACGAUCCCAGCAAGAAGGCUCUUUGACACGACCAUCAUCGUCGAUUCAACAGAUAUCUUCAAGCCGCUACUCAAGUGGGUUUUUAAAACGUCCAAGAAGGUUCCCAAGUACGGCGUAGAUCUAUUCUACUGCACAUUCUACGCCGACAAGGAUGACCCCAACGGCGGCCACGAGUCAGCCGCCAAACGCGUCUUCUUCGCCAUCAACGAAACCAUCUUUGCCGAUUCUUUCGAUGAGGCGAAAGUCCUGGCGAGUCCCUGGGAUGUGUUCCCUGACGAGUUCAAGAAGCACAUCGUCACGACUGUCCCAUUGGCGUCUGACGAUAAGGUCAUUAACGCCAUCACCCCGGCUUUGUACGACCUACCAUCUCGUCUCUCAUCCGGCACCCUAUGUCCGAUGGAUUAUUACCCUGACGAGGAAGACCAGGCACUCAGCUUACCCCAGAAGACCUAUGUGUCGACCAUGUGCUGCUGGAAGGAUCCCAAGCAGGACGCGGCUAUGGACAAGUGGCUGCUCGACGCGUAUACCAAGGCAGACGAGGUCUCGUGUGGUGUAUAUAUGGCCGAUUUCAACGUCAUGACGGAUUCUGCACUGAAGAAAUGGCUUCAGAUCAGGGGCAAAUGGGACCCUUCUGAGACCUUCAUCGGCCACCGGGGCUUCAGCAGUGUUCUGGAUGACAAGUCAGGCGUUAGCACCAAGCUAUGA